Molecule: messenger RNA, 1224 nt
Organism: Dictyostelium discoideum AX4
Lineage: Eukaryota; Evosea; Eumycetozoa; Dictyosteliales; Dictyosteliaceae
Gene: expl2
Product: expansin-like protein
Exons: 2
Coding region: 1-1224 (407 amino acids)
Cellular component (GO): extracellular region
Source: RefSeq, a predicted model, not a curated record
AUGAAAAUGAAAAAUUUUCUAUCAAAAUCUCUUUUAGUAUUACUAAUUGGUUUAAUUGGAGUUAAAAGCGCUGAUUUAUCAGACUGUUUCUCUUCACGUUCAACUUGGUACGAAGCCAUUCAACAUGGAAAUUGUGGUUAUGAACAAUUGACUGGAAAACUUGGACCUGGUAAUCUUAUGAUUGCCGCUGCUGCUACUGCACUUUAUAAUGGUUCUUUUGCUUGUGGUGAGUGUUAUGAAAUUUAUGGACCAGGGGGUACUGGUAAAGUAAUGAUUGUUGAUCAAUGUCCAGAUCCAGGUUGGUGUGAUACUCCAUUCCCACAUUUAGAUUUAAGUCCAACAGCAUUUAAUACUACAAUUGGUAGUACAGUUGGUGUUGCAAUGACAACAGUUAAAAAGGUUAGUUGUGAUGUUACUGGUAAUAUUAAAGCCUAUAUGAAAGAUGCAGCUACAACAAAUACAUGGUUUGAAUUUAUGGUAUUUAAUCAUAGAGUUGGUAUUGCAUCAAUUUCAGUUGAGGAUUCAAAGGGUACCAUUACAUCACUUCCAAGAAGAUUAUACAAUUAUUGGACAUACAAUGGUAAUGCAGCCAGUUUCCCAGUGAUUGCACAUGUUUAUUCAAUCUAUGGUGACCAAGUUGAUAUCUAUCUCACCUCAUCAGCUGGUGCUCAAUUAUAUGAAGGUGUUGGCCAAUUUGCAGAUCCAGCAACUACAUUUGCCGAUGAUUGUACAGCUCCAUUCCCAGUUGACACCGAUGGUUACAUCUAUGAUAAUGGUUUAGUUAAACCAUUGAAUUAUAAUCAUCCAAAUUUAGGUUGGUCCGAUUGGUCAAAUGGAGUAACCGUCAAUUGGGCAGAUUCUUCAACACCAGGUGCUGAUUCAACUUCAAAGGUUGUUGCAAGUGGUACACUCGCCUAUAAUACAGGUAUUCAAAUUGGUACUGAUUUACCAGUAGAAUGGGAAGGUAGAUUCACCGCUUUGGAAUUUUACAUUAAAGCUGAUAAAGAUUUCACUGGUUUAGUUGUCGAAUAUAAUGGUGCUUCAAAAUCUCAAACACCAUCACUCACAACUACUUGGACAAAAUACACUUAUGAUCUAACCAAGGAUUUAGGUGCACCUGCUUCACUCGGUAAACCAGCUGCUCUUAAAUUUAGAAAUAAUGGUUCAGGUUCUGUUAAAGUUUAUUUAGAUAAAAUACGUUUAACUCCAGUUGCCUCUAGUUAA